AUCAGGAGUAUAAAUUGAACAUGAUACUGAAAAUUUGUUUAAAAUUUUAAGAAACAUGGAUAAAGACAUUGAAAGUAAUAAUGACUAUACUGAAAGUUUAAAUGGCAACACUGGAGAAGAAAUAAUAGAAAUGUCAGAUAAAGAAGCACAGUUGGCUAGUGAGGCAAUGAAGUUGGAAGAUUCUGGAAUAACUCUUGAUGAAAAACCUGCAGAAAAGACUGACACUGAACACAUCCAGGUAGAGAAUUUACAAGAUAAAAGUGACACCGAAGAAAAACAGUCAGCUGAAGGGAAUGUUUAUUCUAUUGAACAAGACAAACAUAAGGCUGAAAAUGAAAAUCCUGAUAAUGGUAAUGGAAAUAUAGGCACGGAUAUAGGAAGAGAUGAGCAGCCCAUGGAAGAGGGUAUUGAAGACCUUGAACACAAAAUUAGACAGUAUGGAGAAGGAACAGAAUAUGUAAAUGAAGAGGCCAAACUAGGCAGUGUUGAGGAUUUGAUAAAUUUCGAGGAAGACAUAAGUAAAGGGGAAACAUGUACUAAUGAACUGGUCCAUGAAGAAAAUGCAGCCCAUAUGAGUAAUGAUAAAGAAAAGCAGUCAAUACUUGAUAAGAGCUUAAUACAAGAAGACGAACCAGGAAAUAUGCAAGAAACAAGUGGUAGAGAUGAAGCAAAAGGUACUAGUUGUAUAGAGGUAGAACAAUAUUCUGAGGAAAAAAGCACUGCAGUUGCACAUAUCAAAGAAAUAGAUGCAGAAGAUAUUUCGGCAAAACAAGAAAUAGAAGAUAGGAGUGUCGAAAGAGAUAAAGAUACAUGUAAGAAUGAAGAUGUUCCUGAGAAUAGGAAAAGCAUACAAGAAAGUAAUGAUACAAGUAAAAAGAUAGAGAUUGAAACAGUUGUACAGGAAAUUGGUCAGAAUCUACAGAACUCUGAAGAUAAUGCAGGUCAAAGCAGAAUGGCAUCACAGGAAUUUGUUGAGUGUUCAGAUACAAACAAUAUGGAUGAGAAGGAGAACAAAACAGAUACCUAUUAUCAACUUCUUGAAGAGCUAAAGAAGGAUGUAAUCAAUUUUGAGAAAAGCUACGAUGAAAGUUAUUUGGGCUAUGAAAACUAUGAAGACAAAUGUGAGGAAUACGGAAAUUUCAGAGAUAAUAUAGAAACUGAACAAAGUGUAGAUUUGGAAUGUGGUUUAAAGUUGGAGCAAAAUGUAGAUUUGGAAAGUGAUGUUGGUAAUGAACAAAUAGUAGAAAGUUUUGCAUCUGAAGUUGAGAGACAUAGUGAAGAUGCUGACUUUAAACAAGAGGUUGAAAAGAUUGAUCAAGUCUUUGAUAGGUCUACUGCUGCGACGUUGAAUAGUCCAGAAAAUUUUUAUAUGCCAGAACCUUCAACUGAUCUAGAUACAAACAUUUAUCAAGGAUUACAACCUGAAAUGAACAAUACAUUUACCAAAUCUUUUGAGCAAGGUGCUGCUGUUCAUAACAAUGGGAUAACAACUGAAAAUGGUUUUGAAUUAUUGCAGGAAAGUGAACAGGUUGAUUUAAGUUCAAAGUUAGAAUUAUAUAGAAAUGACGAAUGUCUUCAGAAGGGUACAGAUGCAAAUACUGUGAAGAUAGAUCAAUCAAUGUAUGAGUUACAAGAUGUGACUGAAAAUGAGAUCAGUACGGAAUGUCAACCAGAAAACAUUAGUAAAAUUGACAGUCAUGUCUUAGAAAAUACUAGUAAAGAACUUUCAUAUUUAGAAAUGGAAGGAAGUAGUGCUAGAGCAAAUGCAGGAGAAAAUGUAUUAAAGUUUGCACAGCUGGAAGAUAUCGAAGAAUCAUUAACAGAUAUUUCAGAACUGACAGAAUGGAAACUGGAUCAUGAAAUGUUAAGCAUAGACGACAAUGUUUCCUGUCAAAAUAGAGAUACACUUGAAAAUGCGCAGGCAGAAAAUGCAAAUAAUAUAAACAUUGAGGAUGAGAAACAAAUUAUAAAUGGUUUGAAUGAAACAGAAGUGGACAGUCUAGUGAAUGAGGCCACAGCUAGUAAUACUGCAGAGAUGAGUGAGAAUGCUAACAAAGGUGCUUUCGAUAAGACAGGAUUCAGAGAUAAUGAAGGUGAACAUUUUAGAAUGGAAAGUAUUGAGCUAAUAUGUGUUGAAGAACUGUCAGACACUGCUUCAGAAGAAGGCUAUGGAUUAGAUUUACAGAUUUUAGAAACAGCAAGUAAUUUGGUGAUGCUUGACAAAGAUUUCACAUCACCUACUGAUAGUGAGGGUAGAAUUAUAGUCAAUGCUGCAUUGUCUGAAGAUGAGGAGUAUCAUAAAAUCAUGUCAGGUGACCUUGAACUUGACUCCGACCAGUAUGAUAGCCUUGACCUUGUCCCUGGGUCUGACCUUGAAGACAGUGGGGUCAACCAGUGCUUUGAGGAUAGAGAAGAGAAUGAUGAAGAUGAGAGGGAAGAUGUUCAGAAAAAGACAUUCACAAAAUGGAUCAACUCACAACUUUCGAAGUCUGGCAGGCCGGUGUUGGAGGAGCUGUUUACAGACCUGAGGGACGGAACACACUUGCUGUCUCUCAUAGAAGUUCUGAGUGGAUCUCCGCAGGUUCGAGAGAAGGGACGAAUGCGAGUUCAUCACAUCAACAAUGUGAACCGGGUGCUUGAGGUCCUUGAAAAACAGUACAAUAUAAAGUUGGUGAACAUCAGCAGUAACGACAUUGUUGACGGGAACCAGAAACUUACUCUUGGACUUGUAUGGUCUAUUAUUCUACAUUGGCAGGUUAAAGAUGUUAUGAAAGAUUUGAUGGAUGACCUACGACAGACAAACUUGGAGAGGACACUGCUGGUGUGGUGUAGACAGUCCACUGCUGGAUAUGCAUUAGUUGAUGUAAAGAACUUCACAACUAGCUGGAGAAGUGGCCUUGCUUUCAAUGCUUUACUACAUCAUUACAAGCCAGACUUGUUUAACUAUGAUGAUCUGUUAACAAAGACAGCGGAGGAGUGCCUGGAACAUGCUUUCACUGUUGCUCAUGAACAUCUUGGUGUGGACAGACUUCUAGAUCCUGAAGAUGUAAAUGUCGACACGCCAGACAAGAAGUCUGUGAUGAUGUACCUGAUGUGCCUUUUUAAAGUCCUGCCACAUUCAGACAUUCCUCUGGACCAGAAUGUGGACUUGCCUAUAUCUCCAGUCACCCCUAUAACUCCAGAGUCUAUGUCAGCAUCUGCUAAUGUAGGAAUACAAGAAUCUAAAACAUCAGGGAUGGCAGCAUCUCUCAGCUCCUCAUCCAGUCGUCAGAGCACGAUGAGUUCCUCGGGCUCCGUUGACCUACUUUCGUACCAGGACAGCCUUGAGAAUGUACUAACGUGGCUCCUGGAAGCCGAGGAAGUUGUGGAGACACAGGAAGUGAUUGGCAACACAGUGCUGGUCGUAAAGAAACAGUUCAGCCAACAUGAGGAAUUCAUGUUGGAACUGACCAAACAUCAGGACAGUAUAGGAACAGUGCUGAGAGAGGGAAAUGACCUUAUAGUGGAGGGCAAGGUCAAGAGUGAUGAGGAAAAUGAAAUAAGGGUUCAAAUGGGGCUUCUCAAUAAUAGAUGGGAGGAGCUACGUCUAAAAGCCCUUGACCGACAGAGCAAGCUUCAGUCUACAUUGAUGACACUACAACAACAACAGCUAGAUGAGUUAGCAGACUGGUUAACUAAAAUGGAAGAAAGAAUCAGUGUGGAGAAGAAGCUUGGAUCAGACUUGUCCCAUGUUAAACAACAGAUUGAGGAUCAUAAAAAGCUUCAGGAGGAGCUUGAUCAGCAACAGAAGAAGGUGGACAGUCUACAAAAUAUGGUGGUGGUAGUGGACGACAAUAACACAGAAUCUGCCUGUGAAGCAAUGGAAAGACAACUGCAGUCACUAGGAAAACGUUGGGCGACAAUCUGCCAUUGGACAGAGGAACAGUGGCUCCUCCUACAGGAGGUGCUACUCAAAUGGCAGAGCUUUUCUGAACUUGAGGUCAAGUUUUCUGAUUGGCUGGCCAGCAGGGAGGCAAUUCUUGAGAAAAUGAAGACAUGUGAUUUGUCAGACACAAAUGUUGCAGUUGCUCAAGUACAGGAACUAAAGGUUAUAGAGAGGGAUAUGGUUGUUCAAGUACAGAAAUUUGAAGAGUUAUACGAGUUAGGGCAACAAAUAGUGCAGUGUGUAAACAAUGAUGAAGCUGUGAGAAAAAUUUCGUCAGAUCUUGAAGCCUUCCAGGAGAGAUGGAAAAAUCUUGUUGAAAACAUGGAACUACAGAGUAAAAAGAUUGUAAGUCUGGGACUUGAACUCAGCGAAAUCCCCGACAUCUCUGAGGAACCUAUAGAAGUCUCUGCAGAGGCCAAACUGCGGAGCACAGCGCCAGCAGGGGCCAAGAAGCGCAAGGUGGACUCCACUGUAAAGUUUGAGUUUGAACAGGACAUGAAGAAACUGGAUGAAUGGUUCGAGAGGAUUGAGUCUGGACUUGAACUCCUGGCUGGCGAUGAGGACCAGGACUCAUUUACAACUGAGGAACAGUGUGUACUGAUUGAAGACAGUCAGAAUGAGAUAGAUGCUCAGUCCAGUACUAUCCAGAGGUUGCUCACAUUGGGACAGACUCUGUCUAGUGAACUCGGACAAGCUGGUGAGCCAUAUGAAAAUGUUUCCAAGUCAACAAACAAUUUAGAAAAACGUUGGGAGACUUUACAGAAAAUGCUGAGUGAAACGAAGAAAAAAGUUGAUCUUAAUGUGGACUCUAAGAAAUUUUAUGAUGAAUUAAAUUCAUUACAAGACUUGGUGGGGACUUAUGAAAAGUGGGUUGGUUCUGCAGAAAUGAUCGCUGAAGAUGCGGGUGAUAUAAAUAAACAGGUGGAGCAGUCUAAAAUAAAACAAAAAGCAAUGAAGACACAAGAGGACAGGGUACAGAAGUUGUCACGACAGGCAGAACAUUUAACAAGGGGGACAAACAAAGCAAAAUUCCAGCAAGAUUUUGAUGCAUUCUUUGAAAGAUGGAAAUCCACAUUUCAGAAAAUUGAUACCCAGGAGAGUGAACGGCAGAAAAAGUUAACAGAGGCCCUGGAGAGGGCGCCACCAAAGGCUUAUUUGGAGGCGAGGGAAGCGUUGCUAAGGUGGUUACAUAAUAAUGAAGAAGUUCUCGUCUCAGAGAAAUUCUGUAUCAAAGAUCUUCCAAUAAUGGAAAAACAGCUUAAGCAAUUUAAAACAUUAGGAGAAGACCUUCGUGAGCAGAGAACCAGUAGAGAUUACAUCAGCAAAACAGGAAAUGACCUCAUCUUGAAAGCGCCCUCUAGUGAGAAAGCUGAGAAAUUGGAGGCUGAUCUAAAAAUAGUAACAAAGAAAUGGAACAGUGUCUCUGCGGCCAUGGAAACCAGAAUAAAUGAGUUAGAGACUGCAGUUGAACAGUUAAAGGAAUAUGAGACACAAAGGGAAGGCCUGAUGACGUGGAUGAGGGAGAUGGAUAUUUUCCUUCAUGCCGAGGACCCGACGAAGGGAGACCUUCCGACACUACAAGCACAACUUAACGAGAGCACGGAGGCCCAGAAUGAUAUAAAAACAUUACAGAAAAACAUGGACAACAUUAAUCACUUAUAUAGAAGCUUAUCAUUAAACACGGAGCCAACUUUCGGUGCUAAACUGACAAAAGAAGUGGAAGAAUUAAAUUCUCAUUGGAAUAAAGUGCUUACACUUGCUGAACAGCAGCACGCGAGGUUGAAAGGAUCGUUAGAUUCUAGUGAGGAGAUAUACAAUGAGAUUAAAGCUAUUAUAACAUGGCUCGAGCCGAUUAAAGAGGAUAUAUCUCAUAAGGACUAUUCAGUGGAAAGUUUGAAUGAUUUACAAGUGAAAAAUAGGAAAUUUAAGAGUUUGAAGAUAGAGAUGGUAGAGAAAGACACAGAAGUAACCAAGCUGAACGAGACAGCCAAUGAGAUGUUGAGUAAGGCUCCGUCAGGGUCUUUACAGGAUCUAGCAAGGUCGUUGAUGCGUAUGAAUACAUUAUGGACACACACGUAUCAACAAGUAGAUCACUAUUACAGGCUGUUCUCAAGUUCAGACCAGAGCUGGAGACAGUUCAAAGCUGCUAUUGAUGAAGAAACACGGUACCUUGAUCGUUUGGAGAGUAAAAUACGACGAUCUGCAUCAUCAAGUGCUGAUGCUGAGGAAAUCUCAGAACAGAUGGAUGAUAUGGAAUCGUAUUUAAGCCAGCACUCAUCGGAGAAUCGGGCGACAAUCGAGGAACUUAAGCAGGAAAUGAUAGUGAAUAGCAUUCUCACAGAUCUCAUCAGAACAGAGUCGGAACAAUAUGUGAAGAGAUUGGAUACACUAGAAAAACAGGCAAGAGAAAAAAUAAAGCAGUUAGAAGAGUCGAUUAAUGAAUCCCAGGCUGUAGAGAAACAGUUACUGGAUAUGUCACAGUGGAUGACAGAGGUCAACAAAGAAAUACAGAACCGUCUUGACGCUGAUGUCCUUGCUGGAGACGUACCGGAGGAGAGUGAGCAAAUGAAAGAAGAAUUUCGUCAACAAGACGACGUGAUUAAGGCUCUAGAGAAACAAUCAGAGAAGUACAAGGCUGAGGGGAAACAAGAGGCGGCCAGCAGGCUCGACUAUCAACUUCAAAUGGCCAAGAGGCAUCUGGGAGACCUGAAUGUGAAGUUUCAAAAGUUCCAACGUCCUGCUGACUUUGAGCCAAAGCAGAGCCACGUUAAACGUGAACUUGAUGGCAUACAGGAGAGGAUAUACCUGCUCGAGAUUCACGGGGAUGAUCUCGACCAGUUACAAGAUAAACAUGACCAAUGUAUGAAAUUCUACACAACAAUGAGUGAGUUAAAAUCUGAAGUUGAGUAUGUGAUCAAAACAGGAAGACAUAUUGUUGAGAAAAAACAAGUGGACUUUCCUGAUAAACUCAACAAACAACUGGAUGCCUUGAAGCAACAGUUUAAUGUCAUUGGUGCUCAGGUUACUGAAGGUAAAACCAAAGUUGAAAAGGCGUUAAAACUUACGAAAAAGUUAAGGAAGGAGUCGUCUGCAGUUCAAGAUUUUGUUAAUAGAAGCAACCAGGAGCUUGAUGCACGAGAGAAGACAGUGGCGACCUCUAGUGUUAGCAAGGAGAUUGCUUUUGCAAAGGCAACACAUGAAGAGAUGGUACGUCGCCAGUCGCUGAUUGGCUCAAUGAAAGAUUUGAUACAUCACUUGGCAGAGUUGACGGAAGAAGGCCUGGUUACCGAGACAAAAACAAAUUAUGAAAACCUUGUCAGUCAGUGGAACCAGCUGUCAGAGAGAUUGACGGCUUGGAUAGCUAAAUUACAGUCUGAAGAAGAAAAUGUAGAUGUAGACUUCCAGAAUUUUCAGACGUUACUUAUGAAGCUCAAGGAUUGGUUGACUCAGACUGAGGCUGUCUUACAUACCCAUGAUACCCUGUUACCACAGCAACAAGUUGCUGAUUACUGGACUGGAAAACUGCAGAUGUUGCAGAGUGACUGUGUGGAGAAAGCCAGUGAUGUGGACGAGGUCCGAGAGUCUGCCGUCCACGUGAUGAACCAGAGUAACCGAUACACCAGUAUGGUCGAACCAGAACUGACAUACCUGAACCAGAGAUGGGCGGAACUUAUUCAAAGAAUAAAGGACAAGUUAGCAAAUGUUCUAUUAUUAGACGUCACUGACAAUACGGAACUACGCUCACCUAAAGAAAUAGAGCAUACAGAGGUUAAAGUUGAGGUUGCUAAGACAGCUGUGACCAAGACGACAGUCUCCCAGGUGAUGACCUCUGUGACCCCUGUACUGACAGCAGACAUUGAAGGGUCGGCCAAAAAGUUCCACUCGCUCUAUGAAACAGCACAGGAGAUGAUAGAGGUGUACCAGAGGGAUAUAGUUUGCCAUGGCAACCUGCAGGCUAAAGACGGCAUUGGAGAUCUUCAGGAUAAUGCCAAGAAACUAGACACCAAUCUUCAGAGGAUGUCAGAGAAUGUUGAGAGUCUGGUCUCCCAGGGAGACAUGUUGUCACGGCAACUAGAAGACGAUGACCCGUCAGAGAGUUUACGCAUACAAGCUGAGGUUGAAACUCUUAAGGAUGCCUGGGAGACUUUGAAAUCUGACACGGAGAAGAAAAGGAAGACUUUGGUGAUAAUAGUCCCGCAGUGGACAACGUUUAAGCGGACAGCGAAAGAUCUAGAGAUGAACCUUGAUGCCAUGGAGGCAAACAUUAAGGUUGCGAAUAUCAACAGAGAAAUACACAAGGCAUUUGAGGAAGAACUGAAGAGACGCCAGCGUGACCUUGACACCUUACGGCAACAGGCACAACCUUUGCAUGACAAGGGAGCUGGGGCACUUGUUGAGCCAGAUAUAGACCGGCUUCAGCGACGAUGGCACGACGUCAACAGUCAGGUUGCAAUGAUACAGUAUCCUCCAGUGAGUGUGGAACCAGCUGUCACAGAAGGUCAGGUGACACGUACGACAUAUACAGUCGUUCAGUCAAGUGUUACACGUGCCAGUUCUCCAAGAACUUCGUCCCAGAUUAAGGUCGAUAUUCGCCGACUGUCUGACCAAAUUGCUGAUAUCAACAGACAGUUAACGGGGCCAGAACUUGGAGGAAAAGAUUUCGAUGAAUUUACCAAACAGGAGGAUAUACUUCAGGGUAUACAAUGGCACAGGGAGGUGCAGAAACGUCUUGAAGAUGCUAAGGCUGGAAUUGAUCGACUGGAUCGUGAGAAAGAUGAGGUUUUCUCUCAGUGUGAACCAGAUGAAAGGCAGAGGUUACGGACAUUACUUCAAGAUCUCCAUAGCUCAUGGCAGGACAUCAGUGACUCCUACACUGACAGACACAGGCGAUGGACACGUGCAGCAGAACACUGGAGACAGUACCACAAGGAUUUGACAACAGUAACAAAAUGGCUGACAGACAGCGAGCAGAAACUGGCAGAUCUCAAGUUCCUACAGGACAGCAAACUCCUAGAGAAAUCCUACGCAGAUUUGGAGUUAGAUAUCCGAGAUCACCAGGGCACAGUUAACAGUAUGAAUGCUGCGGGAAAUGAGAUUAUUCGCCAAUCAGCGGCACCCGACUCAAACAAACUGCGGGAGAAACUGGAAGAUGUGAACCAAAGAUGGAAAAACAUCUCAUCUGAAGUUCUAGAUAGACAGGACAGGUUGGAACAAGCCAGUGUGAAGACGAGCGAGUUUACAGACGACAUGGAUGAAAUGUUUUUCUGGAUUGAUGAGACAGAAAAUAUCAUUUCCUCUGCGCUGAAACCUGAGGAACAAUACCUUGAGGAAGUGCUCGAGAAAAUGAGGGAUCGUGAAGAUGACAUUCCCGCCAAGAAGCAGACAGUCGCAGCAAUAAACAGAAGUGGGGAAGUUUUGAUAAAACACGACACUCUCAGUAAACAGGACAGAGACAACAUUCACAAGGAUCUGGAUAACCUCAAUGCCAGGUGGUCAAAGGUGAUGAAUGAGAUUCCUGACAGCAUACACAACGUUGAGCGACUUCUACAUCAGCUGCGUAACCUUAUGUCCGCCAUAGACGAGUUACAGCUGUGGGUGAACGGUACAAGAGAUGUUCUAGAGGUCAAACAUGCUCAGUCAGCAACAAGUGUAGACGAACAAGAUUCUAUCAUCGUAGAUCCGCAAACAACACAAGAAGCUGUGAGGGCCAGACAAAAUAAUGUAGAUACAGUCAACAAAACUUGUGAUCAGUUGAAAACUGAGUACCAGUCUAAAUUACCUGAACCAGUUCAGGAGAAAGUGAACAAGCUCAAUGCUGAUUGGUUAAUAGUGAAAGAAUUGGCUGAACAGAUGGAACCAACUCCGCUAGACUCCUCUGUGCAUGAAGUGUUUGCUCAAGUGAAAGUCUCACAGGCGGCUGCUCAGCCUGCAGCAAAACCUGAUUGGUCAGAAUUUGACCAAUCGGUGGCAGAGCUUCGUGACUGGUUGACAUUGCUUGAACGUAUGUUGAAGUCUCAGCGGGUCACAGUCGGCGAUAUAGAAGAGAUAGAGCAGAUGACAAAGAAACAGAAGGAUAUUGGAAGCGAAUACCACUUACAUAUGCCUGAAUUGAGUAUUGUUGAAAUAGAAGCUGUAGAAAGCCUUGUCAAGGACAUAGGUUCUGAACUUAAACAGUUACAGGGCUUCCUUCAGGACAUGGGUAACAAGAAGGCGAAGUUGGCAGAGGUUCUGUCUAAGGCGGAGACACUUCGUAAACGAUCUCAGAGUGAUGAUGAGAAAAGAACGCUACGAGAAAAAGCUGACAAGCUUCAGGAGCACUGGGAUCAAGCUCUAUCAAAAGCUCAGCAGAGACAGACUGAGCUUGACGACAUGUUACUAGAAUGUCAUCAGUUUGACGCGAUGUAUGCAGAGUUUGAUCGCUGGCUUGUUACAGUCGAAGAGGAACUCAGUACAGAUACUCCAGCAAAUCUGAACACACAAAGACUCAACAAACAAAAUAAGACUUUGCAAGCAGAAGUUGAAGAAUGGCAGGUAAAGGCGGACAACUUGAAACAGUUGGCAAACAAGCUGAUAGAAGAAUACAGGGAGGAUGAUACCAGUCUUAUAAAACUACAGCUUGAGAAAAUCAUGAAUAGAUGGUCAGCCUUACUUAACAGACUUGCCAACAACAUAAAGGCAGCAGAGAAAACUGUACAAACACCAGAACAGCUCCACCUAGCCCUGGACGAGUUCUUCAGUUGGAUGGAGGGCACAGAGAACAGUUUUACGAGACUAGCAGACGAAACCAAGAAAGCAGAUGUCAUUGAGAACAAGGACCUUUGUAAUCUCUACCUUGAAGAGUUUCGGGAUCUGCAAGCUGAGGUUGAUGCUCAUGAGAGUACCUAUGAUUCAUUGACUUCUGCCGGUAACCAGCUUUCACACAGAAUGGUGGGAACCGAUAUUCAACGACUACACAAACGUCUGGAGGAGAUGAACAAACGGUGGCUCAGUCUGAUGACCAAAUCUAUGGAAAUUAGGGGUCGUCUGGAGACAAAUGCAGAACAGUGGUUACGUCUGCUGCACACUGUACAGGACCUGUUGGCAUGGAUACUGAAGAAACAGCAUGAUCUCAAAGCUCAACGUCCAGUUGGGGGAGAUAACUCAACAUUGCAAAAACAAUUGGAGGCAAAUAAGAAUUUGUGUGAAGAGUUGAGUAUGAAACGUCAGUUGGUCGAGCAGACAUUAGAAGCAGGGCGCCAGUACCUACAGGAAGAAGGGGAAGAUAGCCGGCUCAGUAUAGAUAGCGGAGACAGCAGUGAGACAGGGGAUGUCAGUUUAGAAAAAUCACCAGAGCAUGAGGCCCGUGAGCUCAUUAAAAAAAUUCGACGCCAGGUCCGACUCUUGAAUAGAAAGUGGGUGGAGCUAAACCAGAACUGUAACCAGUGGCAAGCCAUACUGGAUGAGGUGUCAGAGAAAAUGACGUUUUUCCAAGAUGCAAUGGAUGAUUUGAAUGAGAGUUUGGUAAAAGCUGAACACGAGAAAAAUAGCUGGCAUCCUGUAGGUGACAUACUCAUAGAGAACCUGCAGUAUGAGAUAGAGAAAACUAAAACAUAUCAGCAAGCAGUGGCCCCUAUACAGGGACAGGUGGACGAUGUUAACGACCAUGUAAAUGAUUUUGAAGCAGCUAAUGUAGUGCUAUCACAUGUUAUAGUUCACAAAUUAGAAGAUUAUAAAACAAGAUGGAAAGAAAUCCAGUUAUCUGCAGAAGAUCGUUUAAAAAAUCUCCAUGAUGCCUUCCGAGCUUUUGGUCCGAACUCUCAACAUUUCCUCUCAGCCUCUGUAGAACCUCCAUGGGAACGGUCAGUUGCUGGAAACAAAGUGCCUUACUAUGUCAAUCAUACCACACAAACCACACAUUGGGACCAUCCUGAAAUGACACAGCUCAUGGAAGCAUUAAACGACCUAAACAAUGCAAGGUUUGCAGCAUACAGAACAGCCAUGAAACUCCGGCUCGUACAGAAAAAACUCUGCUUGGAUCUCGUUGAAAUGGAAGCAGCAACAGAAGAGUUUGAAAAGCAAGGAUUACGCGGCCACAAUGAUAACCUCAUGGAUGUAAUUGAGAUUAUAAACUGUGUGGCGGCGAUGUAUGAAUCGUCUGCCAAAAAUAAUAACAACAUUAUCAACGUUCCACUCUGUGUUGAUUUGGUGCUAAAUUGGAUGUUAAAUGUUUACGAUGUAACGAGAAGUGGUAAAAUUCGAGUGUUGUCAUUCAAGGUCGGUGUGAUAUUAAUGUGUAACGGCCAUGUGGAUGACAAAUACAAAUUUUUGUUCCGGUUGAUCGCAGAUAAGAAUGGGUUCACAGAUCAACGUAAGCUUGGUUUGUUACUACACGACUGUAUGCAGGUUCCACGCCAGCUCGGUGAAGUCGCAGCAUUCGGAGGAAGUAACGUAGAACCUAGUGUCAGAAGUUGUUUUGAAAAGGUAAAUGGUAAACCAGAGAUAGAGGUGAAACACUUCCUGGAGUGGUUACGCCUGGAACCGCAGUCGCUGGUCUGGGUACCAGUCAUGCAUCGUUUGGCUGCAGCAGAAAACGCCAAACAUCAAGCAAAGUGCAAUAUUUGUAAAACUUUCCCAAUUGUUGGCUUGAGAUAUCGAUGUUUACGAUGUUUCAACUUCGACAUGUGCCAGAAUUGUUUCUUCUCAGGUCGUCGGGCAAAGCACCACAAACUUACUCAUCCUAUACAAGAAUACUGUACCACUACCUCUUCAGGGGAAGAUAUUCGAGAUUUCACCAAAGUUGUCAAAAAUAAGUUCAAAACCAAACGGCAUUUUCGAAAACAUCCUCGACUGGGUUAUCUCCCUGUACAAACAGUACUGGAGGGAGAUGCAUUAGAAAGCCCGUCACCUUCCCCACAGCACAGUAUAUCACAAGACAUGCAUUCCCGCCUCGAGCUGUAUGCCAACAGGUUGGCAGAAGUUGAACAGAGACAGGCUACAGCUGCCCCAGAUGUAGAUGAUGAGCAUCAUUUGAUAGCCCAGUACUGUCAGAGUUUGAAUGGUGACACUUCACAGCUUGCUUUGAAGAGUCCUAUGCAGAUAAUGAUGGCUGUCGAUGUACAUCAGAAAACAGAACUCGAGGCAAUGAUCAAAGAUCUUGAAGAAGAAAAUAAAACAUUACAAGCGGAGUACGACAGACUUCGAACGCAACAAGAACAUAACAACAAUGAGAAGACACUUCAGGCAAACGAAGAUGAUUUCACAAAUCAUGAUGAAGAAAUGCUUGCAGAAGCUAAGUUGCUACGGCAACAUAAAGGUCGUCUAGAAGCCAGGAUGAGAAUUCUAGAAGAUCACAAUAGACAACUAGAGGCUCAGUUACAGAGAUUAAGACAUUUGUUAGAACAGUCGGGAGAUAAGAGUUUAUCAUUAUCCUCAUCCAUACAUGGUUCACCAAUGACCACGCCCAGUUCAUCCCAUAGUUCCCUCCCCGGUGGUACAUCCAAAUAUUUGAUACCGCAGCUAGAAUCCACACCACAGAUGAAUGGUCAUGAACAUACAGGUUUGCACGAUGAUGACAAGAAUAUGAGUCCAGUGUUAGGUGCUGAUAAUUCUUUACCCCCAUACAGUGCUGACAGAGCCAGGGUGUCGGGUUCCAAUAAUGUUGGCGAGUUGUUCAAUAUGGCGGGUCAGGUCGGCAAGGCUGUAGGAUCUCUGGUCACAGUGAUGACCGAUGACAACGGUGACACCAUCGUUGAAGACAACAACAAACACUGACACACGGCCAAACACUCGAAAGACAUGUCGUAAUUCAGGACCAUUUGUGUCACUAGAUAAAUGUCUGCUCUCACAUACCACUGAUACAUAUGUGUCUGCCAAGAAGACUACAAAAAAGCAGUCAUUCAGACACAAAUGCUAUAUAUGAGAUAGUCAACCGCCAGUUGAUACAUUUCUGCCACAAUACCACAAGUGGAUUGAAUCUUACACCCAGCCAGUACAUCAUUUUGUCAUGAUACAAUACUAGACAAAUUUGUAUGUUAUUUGGAACUUAAUAUGGAGGGAAAUAAACGGGAAGGGUUGUUGAGGCCAUUACUUUAGAAUAGUAGUAAAUGUUUUGAAAUAUCGUUAAGUUCAUGAAGAAAGAUCAAUGGCAUAAACGUAGUAAGUGUAACUAUAGCAACUGUUCCAAAUUAAGGAUAUUGAGUAGUUAGUGAAUACUGAGUUUUAAAAUGCUUGAUUAUCGAAGGAAGAAGGGUAGCAUUUUAAAUUAAUAUUUUUUUGUUUUGAUUUCGCAAGUGCUGGAUUUUUCUUCAAGGGAAGUAACUUUUCUAUAAAAAUGAAACAGUGUAAAUUUAAAGCACAUUGCUUGUGCUGGCAAUUCUUUUAAUGGCAAGGUUUUCAGAUAAAUUUAGAUUUGGGAGGUUGUGAGAAAAUGACACAAAUGUGUAAGUUCAAAUAUUUUCGAAACAUGUUAAAAAACUGUAUACCGUUAUGCACUGACGUAUGAUUUACUACUUUUUAUGUUGGCAAAAAGUAACAAAAUGCUCAUUUCACCAAUUGUGCUUUAUUUUUGUUAAUUACAACUUUUGUUAGCUGAAACCAGUGUGCGACUACCAGCAGUUGUUUUUAUCGUAAUUUUGAGCAAUUGAAUUUUACACACAUAGUAAGAUACCCAUGUAUUAUGAUGAUGAUUUUGUUUUUCAUUUUUAUGAUUCUCUUCAAAGAAGAGGUUAUAUUGUUCGGCUCUUGUUGAUUGGUCAGUUGGUCAGUCCAUCUGUAGACAGUUUAUUUCUCAAGGAAUAUCUUGAGAAUACUUGGGCCUACUUUUACCAUAGCAAGAUUGCAAGUGAUCACUAGAUUACCCAUAGCUUACCGGGCUUGCAUGAUCGUAAGAGGCAACUAAUAGGGUCUUAACACUUGGUUUUGCAGUAACUGUGAUUCCAGCAGGUAUGCAAAUUUUGAUUUCAUACCUCAUGUUUUUAUUUCGAUGUAAAUGGGAUGUGAAACCAAAAUUUGUAGUCCUGUUUGGCGCCAUAUAACCUAUACUGUGUUGGUGCGCCGUAAAACCCAAAUAAAUAAAUUUUUGUGUCAGGUCAGGUGUCAAGGUGACAGAAAAAAAGUUUCCAAUCCAUAAAUGGAGAAUACUUAGACAAACUAACAUCGAAAGUAGAUAUCUAUUAGUGUGAUAGUUAUACCCAUUGUUUUGAGGGGGUCAUAUGUGUUUUACAAACAGUUUUUAUUAAAGGUGGACUUCAAGGUCAUUUACAAAUUCUACUGACACAAAUUAGCAUAAACUGUUUCUUCCAUGUGGACAUUUUAAAUGUUACCAUCUGUACAAAUAUUUUAUUAUUAUUAUUCUUUUAUUAUGUAUCAUCCCCCAUCCAUUCCUUAUUUUAUAUGUAGUCAUAUUUUUAUUUAAUUUUAUUAAAGCAUAGAUACAAAGCCCUAGAUUUUAAUUCCAAUGUGUAGAUAUAUAUAGGACUGGUAAUACUAAUUAUGCAAGUGUAAAUUAAUUCUGGAAAUAUGUUUUGAAACAAAAAGGUACUAAAAUGAUGGUACAGAUACUGCAAAUGAGAUUUUUAUAAAAUUCAGGGAAAUGUUGACGCUUUAUGUUAUAGAAUUGUAGACCUUUAGUUCAGCACUUUCAAUUCUGACACCAAUUUACUGAUUUGAUGGCUUUUUUAAUUUGUAAGUAUGAAUAAAAAAGCAUUUAGACAUUUUUUAUUUCUCUUAAAUUCAUGCAUUGCUCACAUUUACUAUCACAUGCAGUUUAGUUCUGUCACAUAGUUCACUGUGAAGUAUUUUCUGCACAGUAAUUAGGAAGCGUAGCAGAUUGUAAAAAGCUUUCCAGAUUUCAAAUAUUUUCGUUCACCAUGUAGGUUUACUGUACGGAUAAACUUAAAUAGCAAUUUACAGAAAUAACUUAAUUUUCUGUAACAGAUUUUACAUAGACCUGCAUGUGGGUACCACUAUAGACAUACAUUUGGGUACCAGUAUAUAUAGACCUACAUGUGGGUACCAGUUUAGACUUACAUGUGGGUACCAGUUUAGACUUAUAUGUGGGUACCAGUAUUAUAUAGACCUACAUGUGGGUACCAUUUUAGACCUACGUAUGGGUACCAGUAUUAUAUAGACCUACAUGUGGGUACCAGUUUAGACCUAUGUAUGGUACCAACUGGUAUACUUAUAUAUGGGCACCAGUAUAGACCAACAUGUAGGUACUGGUAUAUGGUAGAUGUACGUAUGGGUACCAGUAUUGACCAACAAGACUUUAGUAGGUACCAGACCUAUUUGUGAGUAGCAGGCAUGAAAAGUUUCCAAAUGUCUGAGGAAUGAUCUUUUAUUUCGUUUUCCUGAUAUGUUGUAAUACUAAAUAUAUGUAUAUAUUAAGGAACUCACAUAUAUUUAUUAUGGUGCUAUAAUAACACAAAUACUAAAUACAUUUUUGUAGAUAAAACAAUAAAUGGUUGUAUUUAAAUUUGUAACACCCUUUCAAAUGUUAGUCAAAUCUGACCAGAAUUUUUUUUUAAAUAUUUUCAUUUUAAGGAUAUGCAGCAUUAUUUAAGUGGCUUCUUUCAUCAGUAAACUUUAUUUUCACAAUAUUAUUACUGGUAUGCAUCAAUAUUUAGAAAUUAGUUACUCUAUUGUAUGAGUCAGUGCAUAGAUUUUCGUAAAGGAAAUGGAUGUUCUUCGGUAGAAUAGGGCAGAUUUUUCUCUCUUGUGACAGGAACAUUUCGUUAAAGGGUACACAUUAAUUGAAGAUAUUCUGGUCAAAUUUUAGAACUGAUUUUGGAAGGGUGUGUAGUGUAGUCCUAGAGUGUAUCUGGAAUAGUUUUAUAGUUCCAACUGUUUUUGUGAAUUAAGGGUUGAUAGGAGAGACUGUUUUACAACAAUCCAAUCAUGUGUAAAAGUUAUGACUUGUUGUGUUAAAACCACAGAUGUUUAAAAAGCAGUUACAAAUUUCUACAGAAUUUUACACAUAUUUUGUCUGCUCCACAGAAGGUGAAAAAUGUUACAGAUUCAAUCAAGUACACCAAAAUUUGUUUUUUUGACUGGUUUGAAUGUUUUACUUUAAUUAAGAUAUAAUAAACACCAGUCAUCUUUGUUUUACUGGUCACACAUGGUUGUAUUCUAAAUGACCUUGGAGUCAAAGGUCAUGACCCUUCAUUUUAAAUUACAAGGGUUAUGACCUUGACCUUAAGGGUCAUGUGGUAUUUGAAGUUUCUGUGAAUGACAGCCUGUUUCUGUCCAUGUACAUGAUGAGAUAUUUUAACCAUAAAUGUCCAUUUUAUUUACCUUUUACAUACCAUUUUACUGCUUUUAUUAUAUUUACCAUAUUUAAAGUAUUUACCUAUCUGUGUAAACAUGUAAAAUGCAGAUGAAUGGUUGUGUGUUCAGAAGGUCAUUAUUGAUAUCUAUAGAUUUAUAAAAUGCAAAUAAAAUUUGAUACAAACAAAGGAA
This is a messenger RNA of Mercenaria mercenaria, 17359 nucleotides long. Its product is annotated as dystrophin-like. Gene Ontology annotation, cellular component: plasma membrane. The coding region runs from base 56 to 13675 and encodes 4539 amino acids. The record is from RefSeq and is a predicted model, not a curated record. The transcript has 76 exons. NCBI's taxonomy places the organism in Eukaryota, Metazoa, Mollusca, Bivalvia, Venerida, Veneridae. Gene Ontology annotation, biological process: synaptic signaling. Gene Ontology annotation, molecular function: zinc ion binding; protein binding.